Molecule: messenger RNA, 1377 nt
Organism: Sclerotinia borealis F-4128
Lineage: Eukaryota; Fungi; Ascomycota; Leotiomycetes; Helotiales; Sclerotiniaceae
Source: the annotation of a GenBank genome assembly
AUGACUCACCAGCCAGAUACAACGUCACUUCCCGACAACAUCUUUUGCUGCGAUGGUUGCACCCAAGUCGACACUCGAUACUCUGACAAACCAUACCACGAUCCCAACAGGCAAUUUCACCAAGCUAUUUAUCAGUCAUUCCUCAAUUUUGCAACCCGAUUAUCAGCAGUCAAAGAUCUUGAGUUGGUCCAAGCUCGGGAGGCUGCCGAAAUUCAACGCCAGGCUGCUGAAAUUUAUGCAGCAGCCAUCUCCAUCCAGGAGGAAUCGGAUGAUGUCUCCGUGAAUCUCAUGGACAUGAUUCGAAGUUACAAUCCUGAUCACAAGACGACGCAUCAAGCCCCACCUCCUUCAUUGACAUCCACCAAAUCCCCCACCCCUUCAUCAAUGUUUAUGAGCGCAUUUAAACUCCCCUCUUCCCCUCCGUUCUCGCCUACCAACACGCCGCCUAGACCAAUUUGCUCUGCCAUUUCCCAUUUCAGGAAUGACAAUGCUGUCUUUGGGUCACCUCUGAUAACACCCCCAUCUUCAAAGCCAUCUUCGAAGCCCACCUCCAAGAUGACCUCCAUUUCUUCCGGGGUUGGGCAAUCAUUCAUGGAAUUCCUUAGGAAUGGAGUUACUGCCCUCCCUUCACCGGGGGUCCCCAAUCUUGGAUCCAGCAUCACCGACUCGAAAAUCCCGGAGUGGAGAUUGCGUGCGACCGCUCAAGCAAUGCAACCCCUGGCACAAUCCUUCACUCCUCUUGACGUACCUGGGAUCGGUAAAUCUUCUCAGUCUCCUUGGACGUUUGAACCAACACAAUCUCCAGCUCGUACUGGAGUAUUUGGGUCAUUCAAAUCUUCGACACCCACUGAACCAUUGGAGCCAUUUCAACCUCGAAGUCUCACUGAAAAACUGGGACCAUUCCAGAAUUCAACUUCGCCCGAAACAUUUGCUGAUAUUUCUUUCGAUGAUUUCAGAACCGUCCAAGAACCAUACUGGACGCAAACAGCCCCAGAUCCUUUCAUUCCUCAGCGUGUUCUUUCCCCAUCGAAUCUCAUCAACAAUCCGCUCAUGACCAACCCUCAUCCAACAUACGUGAUUCACAUCACCUCGCGUCAAGAUUACGGCAAGACUGAAUCUCAUCGCUACUUUGUUUGCCCCACGGACCUAACAUCUGACUGGCCGGAAGUCAGUUUACUCCAAUGGUUUGCAGCAGGAGUUGGCUAUGAUGUCAAGGCUGAGAAAUGGGAUCAUAAGUGUUUGCAGCAUCAACGAUUUUUCCGAAUGGUCUUGAGACCCAAUCUGGCGAUGAGAGAAUGGGGGUUGGGCAAGCCAUUAGAGGAGUUGCAGGCGGAAUUGGCGAAAUUGAACGCAGCUACCGCAACGGAGGAUAUAUAG